Messenger RNA from Diplodia corticola, 540 nucleotides. Its product is annotated as pre-mrna-splicing factor cwc21. NCBI's taxonomy places the organism in Eukaryota, Fungi, Ascomycota, Dothideomycetes, Botryosphaeriales, Botryosphaeriaceae. The coding region runs from base 1 to 540 and encodes 179 amino acids. The record is from RefSeq and is a predicted model, not a curated record. The transcript has 2 exons.
AUGUCCUCCAACGUCGGCCUCACCACACCCCGCGGCAGCGGUACCUCGGGAUACGUGCAGCGGAACCUGUCGCAGCUCAAGCCGCGCGACCAGGCCGCACCCUACACCAAAGAUUACGACCAGAUCAAGCAACUCCGCCAGCGCCAGCCUGACCAGGGCAUCCUCGAGCACGACCGCAAGCGCGAAAUAGAAGUGAAGGUGUUCGAGCUCCGUGACCGCUUGGAAGACGAAGGUGUCGACGAAGAUGAGAUCGACGACCAGUGCGAUGCACUUCGCAAGAAGCUUCAGAAGGAGGCCGACACGUCCAACGAGCGCCUCGACAAGGCCAAGGCCCGCAAUCUCAAACAGCACCAAGUCCACGAGCUCGCCGCCGCCAAGAUCGAGGAGAGCGAGAAGCUGAGGAAGGCGUUGGGGAUCAGCAAGGACUACGAGGAAGGCAGCCAUUGGAGGAGACAGGAGGAGAGACUGCGCGAGACCAUGAAGAAAGAAGCCGGCGAUGACGAGGAUCGGAGGAGGGCCAGGGAUGAAGACAGCGAGUAA